GCGGAGUUUACUUAAAUACUAUAGAAAAAAUUAGCGAGGUACGCACCGCACAUAAUUUGAAGUUCACACCACAAUUUCUUGACAAGUGUACAAUCGAGAAAUAUUCCCAUUUGAAAAACAUGAGCGACAUCCUGUCUUAUGAUGCAGAACCUCCGCAGUUGGUCAUUGGUCUAGACAACUGGGAGCUAAUAAUCACGCGAGAGUUUAAAAAGGGCGAGCCCGGUCAACCCGUGGCUUCGAAUACGAAAUUGGGAUGGGUACUACAUGGUGUAGACAUAGGUAGUGCUGAACCUAUACACUACCUAAGCGCAUGUGUGCAAGAAGAUAUGGUCUACAAGACAGCGGCCAAUGAAGGAAAUCGUAAGAGCGUCGCAAGAACACCCACGCCCACUCAGACCUCUCGAAAUAAGAAAAGGCGGUCCAAACGUAACAGCGCAGAAAGAAAAAGUGCUUGCUUCGACUUACGAGAUAACAAACGCGAAGUCAUAGCUCCAGGAAGAGAGCAGCCGUCACUGACGCGAAAAGCGUAUAGUUGGCCGAAGUUAAAUGUUAUGACCGGAAGAACUCCGGAUGUUAUUAGGCCAAAGUAUAAUUUAUGGCGACAAAAGUCAAAUAUGGAAAAAUGUUGGCGGCCAUCAAAGCGGCGGUACGAACAAGAUAAUCAGAAAACUUGAUGUCGUUAUGGAAAAUGGAAUACUUCGGCUUAAAGGACGAAUCGACGCAAUACACGGCGUAACGAGGGACUACAAGCAGCCUAUCGUGCUGAAUAGUAAAAAUCAGAAUCAUACGAUUAAUUAUUGAACACUCUCACUGCCGAUUUAAUUACGCCAAUCAUGCGACAGUUAUCAACGAACUGAAAUAACGAAUCGAUGAUUAUGGCAUUAAGAAGAUUCGCCGUCCACAGGGAAAUGCCGAAGAUUAUGUACCGCGACAACGGAACUUAUUUUGUAUGCCCAAUGUAUUUUGUAAGG
Molecule: messenger RNA, 971 nt
Organism: Papilio polytes (common Mormon)
Lineage: Eukaryota; Metazoa; Arthropoda; Insecta; Lepidoptera; Papilionidae
Exons: 2
Coding region: 120-674 (184 amino acids)
Source: RefSeq, a predicted model, not a curated record